AUGGCGAGGGCGGCGGCGGGUGGAGGCGAGGGGGAGCCUUCCGGCGGGGCGGGCACCAGCGGCUCGGUGCUUUCGGAGCUGCAGCGGGAGAAGCGGCUGGUGUGCGUGGAGUACCCCGGCGUGGUGCAGGACGUGGGCAAGACGCUGCUGACCCUGGGGGGCGAAGAGGAGGUCUCUCGGAUCUAUGCCGAUCCCACCAAAAGACUUGAGCUGUAUUUCCGUCCAAAAGACCCCUACUGCCACCCUGUGUGCGCCAAUCGCUUCCCUACCUCUUCCAUGGUGCUUAAAGUGAAAAAGAAAACGAGGAGGACACAGACAGAGGCCGGAGGGCUAGAAGAAGAAAUUGACUUUGAAGUGGAGAUACUUGGUGUCAUUUCCACAGUUUAUAAGUUUCAAGGUAAUUUGUUCAGACACCUUUGGAAUUUGUUUGUAAAUAAGCCCUUGCAUCUGCUUGUUGUACAAUAUACAUUUUUGGUGUGUUUUCCUUCUUUACUCUGUACGAUCUCUCUUGCAACCACCCGCUAGGACAGUUUAUGAAUGAAAGAUUAGGGUCACACGGCACUUUGGAUUCAAAGAGGAAAAGGGGACUCAGAAUGUGUGGGGAUGCUCAAGAAAUCUUUAAAUAAGUGUCAACAGGUGGUAAGUGUGCAUCCAAGCACAUUCCAGACUCACCUGGGAAUUCUGCAUAUUGGAAGAAGGAAAAAGUGAAUCACUUUUGUAUUGUUGCAAGGAAAAUUACACUGUUGCGGCCAGAGGGUCACCAGAAAUUAAGGCCAACUUGAGGAAGACUUACCUGAUGAAAUACCCAAACGCGCAAGAUAAAUAAUGA
Molecule: messenger RNA, 829 nt
Organism: Python bivittatus (Burmese python)
Lineage: Eukaryota; Metazoa; Chordata; Lepidosauria; Squamata; Pythonidae
Source: RefSeq, a predicted model, not a curated record